AUGAGUGAUAUCACUAAAGGAACCCAAACUAGAUCUCAGCUCAGGAACUUCUAUGCAUUCUAUGCUUUUCUAUCCUCCAUGGAACCUAAGAACUAUGUUGAAGCUUUAACUGAUGCUUACUGGAUUAAUGCUAUGCAAGAUGAGCUAAAUGAGUUUGAAAGAAAUGAAGUUUGGCAUUUGGAACCUAGACCUGUUGAUCAAAAGACAAUUGGACUGAAAUGGGUAUUUAGGAACAAACAAGGUGAGCAUGGUAUUAUUGUCAGAAACACAGCAAGACUGGUUGUACAAUAUUUUAGGCAAUAUGAAGGAAUUGACUAUGAAGAAACAUUUGCACCAUUAGCCAGGUUAGAGGUUAUUCGCUUACUUAUUGUUUUUGCUGCUUAUAUGGAAUUUAGGUUGUACUAG
Chenopodium quinoa (quinoa) is the source of this 405-nucleotide messenger RNA. RefSeq lists its product as uncharacterized. The transcript has a single exon. Bases 1 to 405 code for a protein of 134 amino acids. NCBI's taxonomy places the organism in Eukaryota, Viridiplantae, Streptophyta, Magnoliopsida, Caryophyllales, Amaranthaceae. The record is from RefSeq and is a predicted model, not a curated record.